CUCGGUUAUUGCGUCUCGCUCUAGAUCGUGCAGGAGGAAGACGCACGUCACUUGAGCACUUUUCAAUGCAGCAUUGUACUAGUAGAUUUGGCAUGUAUAGACAGGGGGGAGUUCUCUACGAGCUUUUGAGAAUCGAUUCUGAGCGCACUUCUGUUCUCAAGGGUUUCUCGGAAGUUAAUUGUAGCAGCUGCAAGCGUCUUCACCCAUUAACCUGGAUAGCGUCUUUCCCGGGUCUGUGGCAAAUGCAAUGUUUUAGCCACCCAUUGGUCAAGUACUACAGAAACUUCGGAUGUAGCAUAGGGCAGAAUGAGCACUCUGUAGGGUAGGUCAAAGAAUUCAUCUGUCAAUCGAGUCCAUCACGCUUGGUGAUCAUCGAAGUCCCUUUUCUACCGUAGUAUCAAGACCAGCAAUGGUGAUUUCCCCAAGCGGGGCGAUCGCGACGUGCGUCUUGACUGCCUCGCUGUAUGUUUCAAGUUUGUAUGUUGGUUCCUUCCUCUUUCGCACUAAAGCCGGGGGCUCCCGCGAUGAUCCGGCAGUGGUGCGGCGGAGGUUUGCCGGCGUGACUGUGGCGUGCGCAGUUGCCCCGUUCAUUGUGAGCACCACAAGACGGGCAGGAGAGGUGACAACCCCAAUUGACACCACCUUGUGGCAAUCCUUGGGGCUACGUACUGACAACCUGAUUGCAGCCAGCCUAUACCCCCUCCUAUUGACGGCAACCCUCUUCCUGGGGCCCCUCCUGAUGUGGGCUCUUGGACCGCCGAACACAUCGGAAGUUGGAGCGGCCGAUACAGCGGCUACCGGACCGUACGAAAAAGCAAGCGGGGAAAGUCUGAUGACAGGGUCAGACGAAGAUGAAUUCCGGAGCCAAGUUAAGCCUGUUGUGCGAAAAAGGGGGUUGGAGGAAGCACGACGGAAAGCGGUUGCGCUGGUCUCGGACAUUCUCACAUGGCGGAAUCUAGUGGUGGCGCCCGUGACUGAGGAGUUCGUUUUCCGGGCUUGCAUUGGGGAGAUUCUGCGACAAGGGGGCUUCUCGACCAAGCAUGCCGUCCUCAUAUGCCCGGUCUUCUUUGCUGUCGCCCACUUACACCACUUUUGGGACCUUGUAUACUACCAGCGGCAGCCCAUUGUUCUGGCAGUCCUGACUCUAGUGUUGCAGAUGACGUACACGACCCUAUUCGGUUGGUACGCGGCCUUUUUGCUGGUGCGGACAGGGCAUCUCUUGUGCCCGAUCGUCGCCCACGUGUUUUGCAACGUCAUGGGGUUCCCAGAUCUGGGCGCAAUCCCUCGGCACCCGCAUCGACGAGUUGUGUCUGCGGCUUUCGUUCUAGGAGUCGCAGCUUUUGCAUCGCUAGUACGAAACUCCACUUUGUUAAGCCUGCUUUUUGACAGAGACGUUAGGAAUGCAAAGAGUGCUUAUGGCUCAUCCUAAGGGAACCCUCAAUCCGUGCGAGUGGAUGAUGAGAUGCGACCACUGAAUUGAGAAUAGGAUUCGACUGGCGCCAUUCCUUGUUAUCUGCUUGCAAUGAGGGGCCAAGAAGUCAACCUACCUCCGAACAAUCAUCCCGUUGUCCGGGCUUUUUGCAUCAAGUCCCAGACUCGUCGUGGUUCAAAAGAUUUUUACGGCAAUGCUCAUGCCCAGAGCUUGGCGGCUGCCUCGAUGGUUGCAGUUGAUGAGCAUACGUUUGCAGUUUUCGGGCCGGACUGAGCAUAGGAACCCGGAUGGUAGAGCUAUAUACAUCAGGUUCGGGCUUUCAAUGGAAUCAAAACGUACGUCGUGACAAUCGACAAGCCACA
Messenger RNA from Klebsormidium nitens, 1794 nucleotides. NCBI's taxonomy places the organism in Eukaryota, Viridiplantae, Streptophyta, Klebsormidiophyceae, Klebsormidiales, Klebsormidiaceae. The record is from the annotation of a GenBank genome assembly.